Molecule: messenger RNA, 1500 nt
Organism: Phyllotreta striolata
Lineage: Eukaryota; Metazoa; Arthropoda; Insecta; Coleoptera; Chrysomelidae
Source: the annotation of a GenBank genome assembly
GUAAAAGUUGAGUCAUGCGCUGGGUUCUCUACUCUACCGCCAUAUUUUCAUUACUGUUACAAGAAGUUACGCCUCAAGGACAGUAUGAUGUGGAAACUCGUUACAUCAACGUUCCAAUAACGCACUUUCAAUGGCAGUACCAGCAAAAUACUUUCAAACUAAGGUAUCUGAUCAACACCAGGUAUUAUGUAAGAGGAGGACCGAUGUUCGCUUAUCUCGGCAACAGCGGGGACAUUAACGUAUUCGCCCAAAACAGCGGCUACCUAUUCCAACUAGCCAAACAUUUCAGCGCACUUUUGGUCUUCAUCGAGCACAGAUAUUAUGGAAAAUCCACUCCGUUCACCAACCAGUCCCUAUUGGAAGAAAACUUAAAAUUCCUAACAACAAGGGAAGUACUGAGAGACUUCGUGGACGUGAUCGAAAUGUUAAAGAGUACCUACUUACAGGAUGUCCCUGUGACGGAGACGCCGCCCAUCAUCGUCUUCGGGGACAGUUUCGGCGGCUCCCUUGCCGCUUGGAUGCGAUUGAAGUACCCCCAUUUGGUGUUGGGGGCCAUCGUUUCUUCGGCUCCCGUGAAAUUAUCGCCGCUCGUCAAUAACUGCGAGUGCUUCUACGAUGUCGUCACCAAAAAUUUCGAAAAAUCCGGCGGCGAGCAGUGCGUGAAAUUCAUCAAGCUGAGUUGGGACGUGGUGAUCAAUAUAACCAAAAGCAAAUCGGGUAUGGACUUUCUCUCGUUGAAGUGGAAGCUCUGCCACCGGCUUAGAACCGCCGAAGACAUCGCUAAGCUGCUGGAUUGGCUGGCCAAAAUCUACGUCAGAUUAGCAUUGAACAACUACAAAUACCCCAGCGACUUCUUCGUAAAUCUGCCGUCUUAUCCGAUCAAAGUCUUCUGCCAGAAAUUGACGACAUCCAAAAUCGACGACCCGCAGGCGCUCGUGCAGCAUUUCUCGCGAGCUUUAGAAACCUACACUAAUUACACGGGAACCAAGCCGUGCAACGUACUCGACGACUUGACGGAUUACAUCUACAACUACCAGCAGUGCGCCGAGCUGGUGAUGCCCAAAUGCUCUGUCGAUUCGGACAUGUUCAUGAACAAGCCGUGGAGUUUCGCGAACUUCUCCCAAGAUUGUGAGAGAGUGUACGGCAUAAGCAACACCAAUAAUAAGUGGAUUUUAUCGGAGUACGGCAAUGUGUUCAACUACACAUCAAACAUCGUCUUCAGCCAGGCGAAAUUGGAUCCUUACAGAUGUUACGGCGUAAAUGGCGUCACGACGUCCGCCAUUUGGGCGUUUGAUAUCGUCGAUGGUAUACACCGCACUGAGUUCAAAGCACCGGAUAUGGUGGAUGAUAAUUAUAUCAUUACCGCUAGGAAUAAUUUGGUUAAAGCUAUAUAUCUUUGGUUGAAGUAGCGAUUUUUAAGAUAGAUUUCUGUACAGGUCAUGAUUUUUGUUGAAGCUUUUUCUUUUGGUUAUUACUCAAAAAAUAAAUUUAUCUUUUGUU